AUGUCUAUACCAUACAGAAUUAAUGAUGAUUACGAUGAGAAGACGAAUUUGACUGUAGGCAUUGAGGUUCUGCAAACUGUACUUGGUGCCCUGGUGAUGUGCGCGAUUUUGAUUAGCUACUGCAUUGACCAGAAGUUCUUGGUGCGGAUCGCUAAUCAAUUAAUUAUCAUCGAGUAUGAGAUAGAUCGUCUGUAUGAUCUAUAUUAUUCGCUACGACGACAGCGUAUCUUCUAUACUAUAAUCAUCGUUUGCAUCUUGAAGAUUUGUCUGCUGAUACUUCUCCUGUGUACUGAAAUUCUGGGCAUCCAAACGGGCCCAGUCUCAUGGCUGACAGAUGUUCUGCCGACAUUUUACGUGGGUUGGCUACUGAUACAGUAUUUCCUGUUGGUAACGGUCAUUCAGACAGAUUUUGCUGAUGUAAAUCGAGCGAUACAAAGCCUUACCAGUACAUCUGACUUUCGACUGCAGUCUCUCUAUCAAACGCGUUGUAUCGUAGUCAACAAUUCGGCCGUUCAUCAACUCUUGCAAUUGCGAGAUGUGCAUUGUCAUCUCUGUAAAAUGUCUAAUGAUGUAUCGAGUUUCUAUUCACUACCAGUACUAUUCGGCAUCAUUUUUCUCUUUCUAACACUCAUAUAUAAUGGUUACUGGGUUCUUUCACCUCUGUUGAUGAAGACCUUAGAUUAUGGGACUCUUAGUAAUGGCAUUAUCUGGAUAAUAUUUCUGAUUUAUCCCAUCUCUCUCCUUACCAAUAGAAUUACCAGCAUUUUAAUCGAGAUUAAGACAACGGGCAAUAUAGUGCAUGAUCUUUUAAACUGUGCAAUCGGGAAAGAGACAAAAACAGAGCUCAAGAAAUUUUCGCUUCAAUUAUUACAUCGCAAAAUACAGUUUACAGCUAACGGAUAUUUUAUUCUCGAUAAUACUUUUCUUCAUUCGCUGAUUGGCACGAUGAUGACAUAUUUGGUAAUACUUGUGCAAUUUCAAAUGACAAGCUUGUUUUCAUCAGUUAAACAGCACAUAAUCUCUUCCUGUAACUCUACAAAGAGAGAUUUAAAAUAA
Messenger RNA from Atta colombica, 1056 nucleotides. RefSeq names its product putative gustatory receptor 28a. NCBI's taxonomy places the organism in Eukaryota, Metazoa, Arthropoda, Insecta, Hymenoptera, Formicidae. The record is from RefSeq and is a predicted model, not a curated record. Gene Ontology annotation, biological process: sensory perception of taste. The coding region runs from base 1 to 1056 and encodes 351 amino acids. Gene Ontology annotation, cellular component: neuronal cell body; membrane; dendrite. The transcript is spliced from 4 exons.